Ylistrum balloti is the source of this 1381-nucleotide messenger RNA. Its product is annotated as ubiquitin carboxyl-terminal hydrolase MINDY-3-like. The transcript is spliced from 12 exons. The record is from RefSeq and is a predicted model, not a curated record. The coding region runs from base 1 to 1362 and encodes 453 amino acids. Lineage: Eukaryota; Metazoa; Mollusca; Bivalvia; Pectinida; Pectinidae. Gene Ontology annotation, biological process: protein K48-linked deubiquitination. Gene Ontology annotation, molecular function: calcium ion binding; K48-linked deubiquitinase activity; cysteine-type deubiquitinase activity.
AUGGCUGUAAAUUCCAUCAAACUGGACCUGCAAAUUAUUCAAGAUAUCAGGAACUUAUUGUGGGGUUCAGGAUUAAAAGACGAAGUAUUUGCAAGGUGGACACAAGGAUUUGUAUUCAGUGAAGAUGAACCAACAGCCUUAGUACAACAUGAAGGAGGGCCAUGUGCAGUUAUUGCCCCUGUUCAGGCCUAUGUUCUAAAGGCAGCACUCUUCUGUGAUAAUCCAUCUGAGAAUAUAUCUUCAGUGACAGAGGAAGAGGCGAAAGAAUUAUUGUGUACAGCUCUAACCCAAAUUCUAAUCGAUGUCACAUCUGGUACUUACAAAGUUAUCUCUCUUGAAAACUCUCCCUUGGAACAAAUUACAUCAAAUUCUCAGGAAGCAUCAACAUCUGAUGCAGCAGUAACUGAGAAAGAAGUGGAGGAGGGUGAGAGAAGUCCUAAACGUCCUCGACUGGAUGAGGACAUUUUCCAUUCACGACUCAGGUGCACAGAGUGUGAAGAUGAAGAAGCUCUCAGGACAUGUAUAAAAUCUCGUAUUCCCAAUUUUACAGAUGAAUUUGGAGUUUUAUUACAUUUAUAUUCGGUAGUGUUAACUAAGGGAAUAGAACAAAUAAAAAAUGAAGUUGAAGAUCCAGGGGAGUCACUGAUAGAUUGUGUCCAUGGUCAUGGAAGUCAAAGCUUGAUUAACUUGUUCCUGAGUGGCAAAGCUGUGACCAAUGUUUGGGACAAUGACAAAGAAGUCUGUGGCCUCAAACUACAUGGCAUACACCGACAGGCCACAAUAGGAUUCCUUACACUGCUAGAACAUAUGCGAUAUUGUGAGGUUGGAUGGUAUCUGAAGAACCCGCAAUAUCCUAUAUGGCUGAUUGGCAGUGAGACUCACCUUACAGUGCUCUUUUCAAAGGAGGAGAAUCUAGUUGUAAGAGAAUCACCUCAUCUCAAUGCUAAACAGAUAUUCCAGUCGUUUGAUCCUGAAGGAAAUGGAUUUAUUUCUACGAUUCAGCUGGCAGAUCUUAUGAGUGCCUUAAAUCUUGUGUCUGAGAAGGAAUAUGUCGACAUCAUGACCACAAAACUUGAUGCUGAGAGUCUGGGUAUAAUCACCAUGCACUGCUUCAUGGAAGAGUUCUAUCCAGGGGAGAGCACUAGUGAUACUCCACGAUCUUUUACAGUGUAUCAUUAUAAUGGACUUGCCAGAUCAUGUAUAGAAAACAAGGUCCGUUACCAAAGUGGAAAGGCAACCAUUCCAGAAGAACUUGAUGUUCAGGUUAUCACAGAUGUAUCUGCCAUGAAGAUGUGCUUGGAAACAAAAUGGCCGACAAUUGAAGUUACAUGGAACUUUGAUCACAUACCGUCACUGAAUUAAAAUUCGCUUGGUGCUUAAU